Messenger RNA from Ananas comosus (pineapple), 1200 nucleotides. RefSeq names its product UPF0548 protein At2g17695. The transcript has 4 exons. Bases 392 to 1060 code for a protein of 222 amino acids. The record is from RefSeq and is a predicted model, not a curated record. NCBI's taxonomy places the organism in Eukaryota, Viridiplantae, Streptophyta, Magnoliopsida, Poales, Bromeliaceae.
GGUAGGGUCCGGAUCAGUUAUGGUAUAUAAGAUAUUUUGGACAGCUUUAAUUCAAGGCUAUUAUUAUUCCACGCUGUACAAUUAGAAAUGAAACAUAAAAUAUACGGAGAAGGGGAGUGGUUUUGAAUGGUCAGUUUAGUUUCGAUCCUGAAGUAUAUUUUACUUGAGUAAACGAGUAGUUCAUUCCUGGGCAAUAUUUAAUCCAAGAAAUCUUUUUUGUAGAAGAAAUUUUCUUCUCGUUAAGGUGAGGAAGUGACAUUCCUGAGGCCACUCAAAUCUAGCUGGAUAAUGCGGUGGUUAGAAAUAUUUUUGAAAGAUUCAAAAAGUUCGAAAUUACUUCUAAUCUCCUCUAAAGCUUUCACUCGCGAGAGAGAGAGAGAGAGAGAGAGAGAUGGCGGUGUGGGGAGGGUUAUGCCUGAGCUGGGGUCGCCCCUCGCGGGGGCAGCAGAAGGCGUGCAUCGCCCGCGCCGGCGGCUUCAACUACGAUCCCAAAUUCCACGGCGCAUCUUCUUCUUCUUCCUCUUCCUCCGCCGCCGAACCCGAGGAAGCAAAGGAGAAAGCGCUGGCCGAGAAGGGCUUCUUCGUGAACCGCUCCCGCGCCCUCCUCGGCUCCGGCGACCGCACCUUCCGCCUCGCCAAAUCCGCCCUCCUCUCCUGGAGGCAUUUUGGGCUGGGGUGGGCGGUGGUGGAUCCGGAGACGCCCGUGGCGAAGGGGGUCAAGUUCUGCGUCUGCGUGAAGGAGCUGCUUCCGUGGGUGAUGAUGCCUCUCCAGAUCGCCUACGUCGUCGACGAGGCUUGCAGCUCCGGCCCCGCCAGGAGGGCCUCCUUCGCCUUCGGCAGCGGCACCCUCCGAGGCCACCUCCUGGCUGGGGAAGAGAGGUUCUCAAUCGAACAGGAUGAGAACGAUCAGGUUUGGUACGAGAUCUUUUCCUUCUCAAAGCCCGCGCACAUUCUCUCGGGUAUCAGCUAUCCUUAUGUACGGCUCAGGCAGAAAUAUUUUGCUCACCAGUCUACACAAGCAGUCCUGAAGCAUGUUGCAGAUCAGCAUUCGGAGUCGUGAAGUACAUUACUCAUCAAUCUGCGCUCUAUGUAUGUAGGUGGUGACUAGCAGUGUUAUUUUGUUAACUGAAAUACAAAACAUUGCAUGCUUGUUGAGCACGGUGCUUGAUGGAAAUAUGCAAAAUACCAACUAUACAAAGA